Molecule: messenger RNA, 581 nt
Organism: Oryzias melastigma (Indian medaka)
Lineage: Eukaryota; Metazoa; Chordata; Actinopteri; Beloniformes; Adrianichthyidae
Product: barrier-to-autointegration factor
Exons: 3
Coding region: 152-424 (90 amino acids)
Molecular function (GO): DNA binding
Source: RefSeq, a predicted model, not a curated record
UGACUCCUCUUUCAUACAAACGAUCUCAACGCUCUGCCUCGUGACGUCACAAGAGGAGCGUCAACCGCCCCAGCAGCGUCCGGGUUCGGUUUAAAGUGUCCGGGGCAGAGAGCAGCGCUGACGCCUCUCAGGUGGUCACGUUCCAGUCGCCAUGUCGACCACGUCGCAGAAGCACCGGGACUUUGUCGGCGAGCCUAUGGGAGACAAACCUGUGAUGGCGCUGUCGGGUAUCGGAGACACGCUGGGGAAGAAGCUGGAGGAGCAAGGCUUUGAUAAGGCCUCCGUGGUUCUGGGUCAGUUCUUGCUGCUGAAGAAGGACACAGAGAUGUUCACUGACUGGCUGAAGGACGCCACCGGCGCCAACUCUCGCCAGGCCGGAUCGUGCGCUCAGUGCCUGAAGGAGUGGUGCGACGCCUUCCUCUGAGACCCCGCCCCCUUUCCUGCUCCACCUGGUUCUGCUUCUGUUCUGCUCUCCGUCAGAACUGGUGUUCUCUGGAUUUCUGUGAGAGAGCUCGCGGCGGCGACGCGUGUUUUAUACCAAUGUUUGCAGUUCACAUGAAUAAAAGGUUUGAAUGUUUGAA